This is a messenger RNA of Adineta steineri, 738 nucleotides long. The record is from the annotation of a GenBank genome assembly. NCBI's taxonomy places the organism in Eukaryota, Metazoa, Rotifera, Eurotatoria, Adinetida, Adinetidae.
AUGACAUUGGAUUUUAAUCGUCUUGGAUAUGUAUCACUUUUCAACCCUGUUCUUUGUCGUAUUUGGCAGUUUAUUGAUCAUGGAAUAUGGUAUGGAGCUGUUGCAGUAAUGUUUUGGGCAUCAUUUGAACGACAUAUUCUUAUAUUUCAUCCAAGAUUAGUUGCAACUCCACGUAAGCGUUUAUUUAUUCAUUAUAUUCCAUUAGCAUUGUUCUCACUUUAUACGCCAAUAUUGUUCUUUUAUCUGAUUUUUCUGUAUUCAUGUGGUCAGACUUUUGCUGUUACAGAAGUUCGUUGUGGUGUAAUAUGUCUCUAUACUGAUGCUCUCAAUUCGCUUCAAUUAUAUGAUUCAUACGUCGAUAAUGUGUUGCCAGUAUUGUUAAUCGGUAUUUGUAGUAUUACACUUUUAUUUCGAUUUAUAAGACAAAGACAACGAAUGAAACAAGCCGUGACAUGGCGUCAUUGUCGAAAAAUGACUCUUCAACUUGUAUUAGUAUCUGCAGCCUACAGUAUAUGUGAUCUUCCUUCUAUAGUUGUUUCUAUUAUCCACUUGUCUGGUUAUCCAAAUUUUGCGAGUUAUAUUUGGUCACCAUAUUUAACACGUCUAACAUUUGUUCCUUCUAUUAUUGUUCCAUUUGCUAUUUUACUUACAUUGCCUGAACUAAAACAGAAACUUUGGGCGUUGUGUAUUUGGAAACGUAAUCGGCGAGUUAUUGCUCCAAGAGCUAUAAUAAACUAA